AUGAGAAGAAACAGGACACCAGAAAGAAAUUUAUCUAGAGCAGGAAAGUAUCUAGUUUCUAUUCGACACAAAACUCCAGCCCCGAAGCUCGAUUUAAGUGAUAUAGCUACGAAGCGAGCUACAAGCCCUAUUAAAUCUCAAAAUGACGAUAACCUGUCAGCUCGUUAUGAUCCUACUAAAAGAAGAUUUACAAGCGAAUGAACAGGAGACAUUGAUAUCAAAAAUUUUCAAUAUGCCCUAUCAAAUAUCCAAGAAAAAUCCUUGAGCACGCCUCUCCUUACAAAACCCAAAGAAAAAAUCGACAUCAAUAAAAUCCCCGAGUUAAUUUCUUUUAGAGAGCAAGCGAGGAAGAUUGAAAAACAAAAACCUGACUAUAUAAGAUGCCUAAGAAAAAGCUUUCGAGAGCUAAAAUCAAUGAAUUUAAACAAAGAUCAAAUUCCUAAUUUAAGCUGGCGAUUUAGACAGAAGAUAGACUUCGAGGCACACUCUAUAUGAAGCAGGUAAGACCCGUCCCGAUGAAGCUGAAAAUAGUGCCUCUGUAAUUUUUUGAAGUCGGCCUUGGGCUUGGAGAUACCGAAGAGGGAAGUUUUGUUUCUCCCCAAAGGUUUCCUCUGCUUUUGCCAAAUGGACUAGAAAAGAUUUGAUUCCCACUUAGUCUUUGCUUAUUGGGGAUAAGGAGCAUCCGCAAGAGGUGGCUCUAGCCUAACGAGCUAAUCUUUAGGUUAGGUGGGUUUACGUCAGAUAGGCAGGCUAAAUGGUCUAUCCGCUUAUGGCCUUAUUAUUUUAACUUUAUCUUUAACCAUAAUUUAAGCUCAAUUACAUGCAAAAUCCCAUACGGUCGUCCAAAUUCUAAACAAUUUUUUUCUGCUGUAAAAUCCGGAGACGAAGAAGAAACUCAAAAAUUCCUAUUAAAAGACCCAUUUCUAGUCCACGUUUUUGACGAAGUUGGCUUAACAGCUCUUCAUUGGGCAUCUCUACGAAAUUAUCCAGGAAUUGUUUCCCUUCUUUUAUCAAAACGUGCUAUUAUUGAUGCAAUCGAUACUGCUCAUAGAACUUCUUUAUUUAUCGCUGUAAAAUACAACUCAAUAGAAUGUGUCCGAAUUCUCCUUAUAAACAUGGCCGAUCCGCAUAUUUCUUCAAAUUCAAAAAAAAUGCCAGUAAAUAUAGCACAAACCAAAAUUUGUGAAAAAUUGAUAAAAAAAAGCUAUACUAUUUACAGUUAGCUGCUAUUUAAUAUAUGAAAACAAGCCAGUAGAUUAUAUUUAUUAUAAAUAAGGCUAUGACUUUUUAUACUUUAUAUGCAAAACUCCCUGAGCCACAACGCAGCCAAAAAUGGAAGGAAGAAGCAAUUCCGGUAUUUGAAGGAAGCUAUAAGUCUCAGAAAAAGGCUGGAAAUAAAUUUUAA
Molecule: messenger RNA, 1405 nt
Organism: Blepharisma stoltei
Lineage: Eukaryota; Ciliophora; Heterotrichea; Heterotrichida; Blepharismidae
Source: the annotation of a GenBank genome assembly